AUGACGCUCGUUACAGCACGCUCCGCCGCUCGGCGCGCUGCUGUACUGCCCAAGCGCCUUUUACUACGCGCGGCGUCCACCAAAACGCCCUCUUCAUCCGGCACUCCCACGACCUCGGGACAACCACCGCGCUUUCAACUGCCUGCUGAAAAGCUGCGCCAGCUUAUCUCUCUAUACCACCAAUCGCGCGACUUUGUUACGCCCGAGAAUCUGGACCGAAAGAUAGAUGAGGCUUUUGUAGAGAUGCCUGCCGGAAACCUACACUCUACGAAUUCCGAACCUCGCAAAUCCUACCCAGACCUGAUAAACGACAUUGCACGGCGGCGCCAGCAACCGGCCGUACGCCCAGUCGCUAUUGUGACGCAGGCCCAGAAUAUACGCCAGAACGUCGCACGUUCAGAGGCUAUAUUUGAAGCGCUGUACGGGUCAAGCAACGGACGCAAGCCUGGACUUGAACUCGUGUUGGAGACCUGGGGAUCGACGUCGAAACGAUUGGAGGAGCUCCAGGAGGAGAAAGUGCCGAGCGCACCUGUGCCGAGAGGGAGGUCAAAACCGGUGUCGAGGCGUUCAUGA
Peniophora sp. CBMAI 1063 is the source of this 573-nucleotide messenger RNA. NCBI's taxonomy places the organism in Eukaryota, Fungi, Basidiomycota, Agaricomycetes, Russulales, Peniophoraceae. The record is from the annotation of a GenBank genome assembly.